AUGCAAAUGAUAAUUGAUGAAGCAGACAGACCCAAGAAGAAAGGUCAAAAAGGUGGGAAGAAAAGGGGAAGGAAAACAGAGGGGCAAGAGGGGCCAUCUGCUCCAACUCAGACUCCUAAGAAAAGGAAAGGUCAGACCGAACCUCAUGCACCAAAAAGGCGAAAGUUCAAAAACCCAACUCGCAAGACCAAGUCCCCCAAUCCAUCUGAAAGCGAACAUUCGAACUCUGACACUCAGUCAGAUGUUCGUAAUGAGGAAGAAGAAACCGUUCGUAAUGAGGAAGAACAACAUGUUCGUAAUGAGGAGAAACCACUUGUGCACAACGAGGAUGAAGUGCAUGUUCGCAAUGAGGAGGAAGUGCAUGUUCACAAUGAAGAUGUCACAUUUAAUCCCGAGGUAACUACUACUUACAAUGAUUUCUUUCCAUCUCCUCCUCCUUCACCCAUAAUUACAACCACUUUCACACCUAUAACUAUUUCACCUUGUCCUCCACCAGUCUCUUCUCAAACUCAGACUAGUAUCCAUUUAUCUACUCCACUUUUCUCUAAUUCUAUUACUCAACCCCAAACGUCUAUAGAACCUUUUAUUUCAAUCAACGCAUCUGAUGUGGGGGCUGACACUUCAGGUUUUACAACGUCUCAUAUCUCACCACCCAUUUCUCCUUUUCGCCAAGACGAUCCUGAUAUGAUCUAUGAGGAUGUCAUGUCUAUCCUUAAGACCCUAACCAAAGAGCACUCCUCAAAUCUUGAAAAGAUGAAUAAAGCAAUGGAUACCUCUACUAAUGUUUGUAACGUAACGACCGAAAAAGUCGAUAAACUAUUUUCUGAUGUUACAGCUUUUAUGAACAACUUCCAGUCCUCUUUUGAGUCUAAUACAAUGAAAGCUAAUGAAGCAAUUGCAAAUCUUGGCACUUCUCUUAAAGCUAAACGAGAUCAACUUCAAGAAGUCAGAACAGGGAUCACUAACGAUCAUGAAGAAUUCUAA
Lactuca saligna is the source of this 984-nucleotide messenger RNA. The record is from the annotation of a GenBank genome assembly. Lineage: Eukaryota; Viridiplantae; Streptophyta; Magnoliopsida; Asterales; Asteraceae.